CAUAGCGAUCGAUCACCCAAUAAUAAAGCUUCAUCAAUCCCCACGAACGAAGUUAACCAUGUUCGGAGAGACCAUGACCUCCGAAUUCGACUCAUCUGUUUUAGAGAAUAUCCAGCAACAUCUUUUACAGAACGAUCUUCAAGACACUGCGUCGUUUUUGACAAAAGUUUACGACGACAAUAGGCCACCGUAUUAUCACCGAAGCUCGAGCUUUAGCAGUCUCUUUCUAACGGAGAGCUGGGGUGACUUGCCUUUUAAGGUGGACGAUGUAACGGGAGCGGGAAUGGAAACGGAAACGGAGUCCGUCGAGUCGGAGGCUGGUGUUGCGGUGGCGCGUUGCCAGGCACAGGCAGCGGAGAAGUACAGGGGGGUGAGGAGGAGGCCGUGGGGAAAGUACGCGGCGGAGAUAAGAGACCCAACGAAGAAGAGCGGCUCAAACUCAAGGGUGUGGCUCGGGACUUACGAGACGGCUGAGGAUGCGGCUUGGGCUUAUGACAGGGCCGCUUUCAAGAUGCGCGGCUCGAAAGCCAAGCUCAAUUUUCCUCACCUUAUUGGCUCGGAUGAGCAUGACUAUGAGCCCAUCAGAGUGACUGCCAAGCGUGGCUCUCCGGAGCCGUCGGCUUCGUCUUUCGCGUCGGAGCCUAAGCCAAAAAGGAGCAAAACUUGACUUGGACGGUGUUCGAAAUUCGAAGUAGACUUGCUGAAACGUGGCGACCAGUUUGGUAGAUGAAUUGUAUAUUUGACCUUUUUUGUUUUUUUUUUUUUUUGUUUUUGUUUUUUUGCUCUCAAAUAUCCAAUCUAAUCCACUUCAGCUGAUAUUUCAAAUA
This is a messenger RNA of Alnus glutinosa, 827 nucleotides long. RefSeq names its product ethylene-responsive transcription factor 1-like. Gene Ontology annotation, molecular function: DNA binding; DNA-binding transcription factor activity. NCBI's taxonomy places the organism in Eukaryota, Viridiplantae, Streptophyta, Magnoliopsida, Fagales, Betulaceae. The transcript has a single exon. The record is from RefSeq and is a predicted model, not a curated record. Gene Ontology annotation, biological process: ethylene-activated signaling pathway; regulation of DNA-templated transcription. Bases 59 to 667 code for a protein of 202 amino acids.